UUUUUACCGCCAACCAAAAAUAACUUCAAAUUUUUCCUUAACUUUUCGCGGUCGCUACAAAAUUCAAAAUUUUCAUGAUAGCGAUUAAAUUUCAGACUUCAAAACCCUACUGUUAUUCCCGCUCCCUUCCAGGAUCCUGGGCUUCACAUCUCAGAUCUGUAAUGGCGGACUAGCGGACUCAAAGCAGAACCGCGUUUCAGGUACUCCAUCUCCACUCUCACAAAGUCUUUUUCCUCUCUCUCUCUCUCUCACAGAAACGGAAAGAUCUGGUAUUCUGUUUUGUCCGUUUGCCUCGGCGAUUUCUGUUUUCCUUCCGCAGAGUGGUUCUGUAUUUUUGGAGUUCAUAUACCCGAUUGAGGUAAUUAUGGUGAGGGAGCAGAGGAUUGAGUCGUUCUACUCGCGAUUACGCGAGUCGGCUUCUGCCUCAUCCUCGUCCCCUCUGCUCAUAUUCCCCUCCACUUCCGAUGUUGACUCACUUUGUGCCGCCAAGAUUGUUUUCCAUGUCCUUGAAUCGGAUUCAGUUCGAUACGCAUGUUACCCUGUUUCGUCAUUUAAGGAAAUUCACCAGUUCGCCGGCUCAAAUCUGUGUUCGUCGUCCGAUCAGCCUGUGUCAGUCCUUUUGAUUAAUUGGGGCUGCCACCGGGACUUGAGAAAGCUUCUCAAUCUAGGACCUGCAGCUCGCGUUUUUGUUGUGGAUAGUCACCGCCCGAUUCAUCUGCAUAAUUUGAGUGAUGAAAAUGAUCGGGUGAUAGUGCUCUAUACGCGGGAUGAUGAAUAUCAGGCUGAUUUAGCAUAUGAUUUCGACGUUUCCGCUUUGGCAAAUGCAAGUGAUUUGAACAGUGACGAUGAAUUCGAUGGUAAUUCGGAUAGUGAAAAUGACAACGGGAGUGAAAGUGAGGAGGAGAGAGAUGGGAGUGGAUCGAGAAAGAGGAGGAAGGUUUUAGAGGGAAGUGAAGAAGAUCCAGUUCUGCUUUUUCAGAAGCUGAAGAAGGAGUAUUACCAUAUGGGUACCUUUCAUGGAAAGCCCUCCGGGUGUUUGAUGUUUGAUCUCUCCCACUCACUGAGGAAGAACACAAAUGAGUUGCUUUGGUUAGCUUGCGUUUCUCUGACAGAUCAGUUCGUGCAUGAGAGGUUGACCAACGAGAGAUACCAAGCUGGGGUGAUGGAGCUUGAGCAGCAUAUAAACAGCUCAGGUAAUCUGGAUGCAAUUACUUCUGUUACCCUUAAAGAUGGAACAAAGAUUCGAGCACCCGAUUCUUCUAGAAUUGCAUAUGAAGAAGGGCCAAGAUUGAUGCUGCUACAGGAAUGGUCUCUGUUUGAUUCCAUGCUUUGCUCUUCUUACACAGCAACGAAGCUAAAGACCUGGAGUGAUAAUGGGAUGAAAAGGCUCAAGCUGCUUCUUGCUCGAAUGGGAUUUGCACUCACUGAUUGCCAACAAAAGUUUCAAUACAUGAACAUUGAAGUCAAAAGGAAAAUGAAAGAGGAAUUUGAACGGUUUCUGCCAGAGUAUGGGCUUACAGACUUCUACUUCAGAAGUUUUUUGCGCAUGCAUGGAUAUAGUUCAAGGGUUUCAGCAGCAGACGUGGUGUAUGGCGUCACUGCUUUGCUGGAGUCAUUUGUAAAAUCAGAUGGCACUUGUGCUUCCAAGCAAUUUGGAGUAGCUUAUGAUGCAUUGUCCUUGAGCAAUCUUGAUAAGCUGAGAAUGGGAAUGCAACAGGCAAUAAAUAUACAAAGGGCAAUUCUUCGACAAGGAAGCACAGCAAUAACCAAGACUGGUUCCAUAAGAAGUGGGAGGAAAUUCAGAUGGGUGAAACUCGAAGAUUCAGUGGACACAAAGCUGUUGGCAUACCCACAGGCUUUAACUAAAUUUUGUUAUUUCAUCAUGGACGCCUUGAGGGAAAAAGGAGCAAAAAUGAAGCCUUUGCUUUGUGCUUGCUUAUCACAGGAAUCAAACAAGGUAUUGAUAGUUGGAGUUUGCGGGAAGCCACGAUUAGGGGCUGUACAAGGAAAUGCAUUUGGGAUUGCAUUCAGAAAUGCAGCCGAGGAGAUUGGAGCUGAGUUCUUCCAUGAGCUGUUCGAGUCUUCAUGGAUAGUCUUGGAUGCUGUAGCUGUUAAUUCUUUCAUGAUCAGGUUAACCGAGAAACUCUGAUGUACAAUAACUCUGUUGUACAAUUUCUCUUGGAUUGUAAUGUGCUGUUUACAAAUUUAUGUCACACUUUUGUUAUUUAUGCUAACUGGAAUGGAUGUGACAUGUCUCAUGAAUGUGAAGGCUUGAUUGAUUUGUUCAGCAAAAA
This is a messenger RNA of Malania oleifera, 2294 nucleotides long. RefSeq lists its product as uncharacterized. Gene Ontology annotation, molecular function: DNA replication origin binding; chromatin binding; single-stranded DNA binding. Bases 365 to 2149 code for a protein of 594 amino acids. Gene Ontology annotation, cellular component: DNA replication preinitiation complex. The record is from RefSeq and is a predicted model, not a curated record. Lineage: Eukaryota; Viridiplantae; Streptophyta; Magnoliopsida; Santalales; Ximeniaceae. Gene Ontology annotation, biological process: double-strand break repair via break-induced replication; mitotic DNA replication preinitiation complex assembly; DNA replication initiation. The transcript has a single exon.